CCUCACCCAUUUGAGUAACGUGAGAACAUCGAGUCUGUCUUUCGUCUCACAAUGAUUUACAAUGCCUUAUUAUCACUAGCAGCAUUUAUGUUUUGUCUGAGUCUUUUCCUGGUGCACAGAGCCAGUCUUUUAGAAAAUGAUUUUCGCAAACUCCAAGGGGAGAUAAUUCUACAAUUAAAUCAGCCACGUUCUGAGGGAGUCAAUGGGAAAAUGGCCAAGAUGUCUAAAACAAGAGAGGACAUAAAGCCAAGUACUUUUCAAAAAGCUCAGAGUUCUUCCAGGAGAGUGAAACGGCAACAGGGCAGCUGCAGAGCUCCAACAUCAUUCCUGCAUUUAACAGCUAACACUAACAAACAGCCAGAUAUAAGAGGAAAUAUAACAGUGAUCCCUUGGACUGUUUCUGCCCAACAAGGAAAUGCAAUUUCACAAAAGGAAAACAGAAUUGUUGUCCAAGAAGAUGGAUAUUACUUGGUGUUUGGACAAGUAUGGUGUCACUGUAACUCAAGCAUAACUAAAUUGAAAUUAGAUCUGAUUUGUUCCAACUGUUCCGCUAAUGUUCUGCUAAAUCCACAGGUUUUGUUCAAAAGCCCAAGUACAGUUAUGGGUCAUAUCAUUCAAAGUUUGGGUUCCACUAGAACGAGGACGACAUCAACAGAGCUCUUGCGCUGCCUGCAGGAGAUGCCCGAUGAAGCUCCGGCCAAUACGUGCUACACUGCAGGCAUUGUGCAGCUGCAUCAGGAUGAUGAGCUUGAAUUGGUGGUACCCUACAGGCCCCAUGCACUCAUCUCUAUGGACGCACAGUUUACAUUUUUUGGUGUCAUACAGCUAAACUGAAACAAGACAGUAUGAAGAUGAUAAGCAUGCAGCUUGUUUCUGCAGGAUGUAAACUGACACUGAGCUGUGUGAAGGGAUGCUGAUAAAGGACCGAGUGACUGACAGGAGGAGGAAAACUGUAGGGACUCUUUUAAUGAUGGUCCCAUCUUUACUACUCUUAAAUAAAAGCCUUUAACUGUAAAGCUUCAUGGUGUAUCUUUCAGGUAGUCCGCCUGGACUGUCCCCGAGCAUUGUUUAUGUGUGCCUCCGCCUCCUUUCAACAGUCUAUUUUAACACGUCUCCACCUCAUCUGUUUAUUUGUUCCUCUCGCCUAUUUUAGAAUGGUUUCCGUUUAGGAACAAACAAAGGUAAACAUUUAUAUCGCUCUGCUCUGGGGGUGUUUUCCUGUUAGACACAAACUGCUCAAUGCUGUAAAUACUUAAAGAUAUCAUGAUGACUUUUUAGUUGUUAUAAAUGGGAUAACAUGACUGAAAUGCCUAUAUGCCUGUAUUCACGGUAAAGGGUUAAGGCUC
This is a messenger RNA of Cyclopterus lumpus (lumpfish), 1346 nucleotides long. RefSeq names its product tumor necrosis factor ligand superfamily member 13B-like. Gene Ontology annotation, molecular function: receptor ligand activity; tumor necrosis factor receptor binding. Gene Ontology annotation, cellular component: membrane. NCBI's taxonomy places the organism in Eukaryota, Metazoa, Chordata, Actinopteri, Perciformes, Cyclopteridae. The coding region runs from base 52 to 834 and encodes 260 amino acids. Gene Ontology annotation, biological process: immune response. The transcript is spliced from 5 exons. The record is from RefSeq and is a predicted model, not a curated record.